Molecule: messenger RNA, 822 nt
Organism: Phialemonium atrogriseum
Lineage: Eukaryota; Fungi; Ascomycota; Sordariomycetes; Cephalothecales; Cephalothecaceae
Exons: 5
Coding region: 1-822 (273 amino acids)
Source: RefSeq, a predicted model, not a curated record
AUGACGUCCCCAAGGUUUAACAAGUGGACGGCGGGGACGGAGGUUGCGAGAGCCUUGGAAGAUCAGAUCCGGGGCAAACAGGUUCUCAUCACGGGGGCGAGCCCGCAAUCUCUUGGGGAGGCUGCCGCGCUAGCCAUUGCGACCGCGAAGCCGGCGGUGCUGAUCUUGGCGUCCAGAACGCCGUCGAAACUCAACGCUGUGGCUAGGCAUGUCCGGGAGGUAAUCGAGGGGUGCAGCUCCCCCGCAUCGACGGCUAGUGCGGAUGGCACAAGCUCGACAAUCGUCGAGACCGUGCAGCUAGACUUGGCGUCUCAAGCUUCGCUCCUGUUGCCGCAGCUCUUGGAGGCGGCUAGCAAUGGCCCCGCGGGGUCUACACGGGUGGUGAAUGUCUCGAGCAGCGCCCACCGCAUCUCACCCCUGCGGUUUGGAGACUACAACUUCGAGGGCAAGCCGCUCCCGCAAAACGAGAAACCUCGGGCAGGCUUUCCCGGCACCGUGGCAUAUGCCAUGAGCAAGUGCGCCAAUGUCCUCUUCACAGUGGCGCUCAAGGAGCGGCUUCGGGAGCGAGGAAUAGAUAGCUUCGCGGUGGAUCCCGGAGUUAUCCGUACUGGCCUCACAAAGGAGAUCGGUCCGGGGCUCAGAAAGCAGCUAGAGUCGCUACCCCAAGAUGGCUGGCAGUCGCCUGACCAAGGUUGCGCAGUGUUGUUGGUUGCGGCAUUCGACCCCUCAUUAUCGGGGUCCGAAGCCAUCUAUUUGCAAGAUUCCCAAAUCUCUCGUCCAGCGUCGCAUGCUUCGGAUAAGGUCAAAGCCCAAAGGCUAUGA